Messenger RNA from Aspergillus pseudoviridinutans, 753 nucleotides. RefSeq lists its product as uncharacterized. The record is from RefSeq and is a predicted model, not a curated record. The coding region runs from base 1 to 753 and encodes 250 amino acids. The transcript has 2 exons. Lineage: Eukaryota; Fungi; Ascomycota; Eurotiomycetes; Eurotiales; Aspergillaceae.
AUGAUGGAUGAAGUAGAUUUUGAGCUCUGUCUGAAUAUAGAUCAAGUGGCAACUGCCUUCCACCGUGAGAAAAGGAAACGUUACUCUGUACACAAUAAUACAACCGACUCCACAAACAACACUACGUCGCGAAUCCCAACACACCAGGAGCUCAGAGAUAAUACUGCAGACGAGAGCACGAUAACCCCAAUUCCACCGGCCAAGAGAGCAAGGAUAUCACAAUCCGAAGUUUCGUACCAGACACAAUCCACGAACGCAAGUCAUCAGAGCACAGGGCCGCUGCUAGAUUCUAGUCAGUUUCUCAAUCAUUACACAGGUUUCUUUAAUCUUGAAAGCCACCAGCAAGGUCAUGGCGUCGCGAGCGGCGUCUUGCCUGCUGUGCCUUGCCAGGCUAUGAGCGAAGAGAUGGACAUAGAUAUGAUGUAUAUGGGCAGUGAAACGGAGACAGAGGCUGAAACAGAGGCGCCUCCUGAGAGGUUCCAUGGUCAGUGUCCGAUUCAAUCGUUUGGUACUUGGUCAAAUCUGUCUUUUAGUGGAGGGCUUGGAAGCUUCUCUUCGCAGCGCAACAAUUCGACGAGCAUGUUUCCCAUCUACGAGGAUCCGGUGGAUAUGGAGAUUGAGGGUGCCUUCUGCGGAGAGGAUUGGUAUUCUUCUCCCGACGAAGACAAGGAAAAUGUUGAGAACGGCCAUGAGCAGGGUAGUAUUUUGGAGGAGAUGGAUUCGAGCAACGUUGCGGUCUACCAACGGGGUUGA